AUCCUUCGGUUUUGUAUUCUUCUCGGCUUCCUUUCGUCUUCCUCCUCGCCCCUCUCUCACUCUCGCGUUGCCCCCCCCCCCUCGCCCCCCUCGCGGGUUCUCGCGUCGCCGUCGGAGAUGGUGGAGACGAGGCGGAGCGCAGCGGCGAAGCGCCCCGCGGUCGCGGCGGCGGAGGAGGAGGAGGAGAAGGGCGCGGCGGCGUCGCCGGCGCCGCAGCCGGCGGAGGGCGCGGCGGGCGGAGCGGGGGACGGGGUCGCGUCGUCGUCGCAGCCCCCGAAGCGGGCCAAGGUUGCGGGCGCGGAUGCGGAUAUCGCGAAGCCGUCGGCGGCCGAGGCCGGGGCGGCCGCGGCCGGCGCCGUGCCGGGGCCGCGGCCGGACACGGCUGGGCUGCAGGCGCUGACCGGCGCCAUGGACAAGCUCGAGGCACUCCUGAGGUCCAGGGAGGCGCAGUCCAACUCGGCUGGGCAUAUGCGGGGUGCCAAUGACAAGGAUUUAUCGGCGAAGAUAAAGAAAGCCAAGGAUUUGAAGGAUUUGUCGGAGAAGAUGGCGGGGAUGCUGAAUAAGCGCCAGGUUGUGGCCACCAGCAGGCGGCAGGAGCCCUGGUGCAGGCUGAUUUCCCAAUAUGCCUCGCACCCUACCCUUCCAAUUUAUGGAUCGCAUUUCACUAUUGGUCAUGGAGCGCAUCAUGAUUUGAGACUGGGGCUGGGCGAGUCGUCCACUGCCUCACCUGUUUGUAGGCUGAAGCAGGCUAAGCGAGGUGCACUCCUUGAAAUCUUUGACUCCAAAGUUGUUCGUGUAAAUGGGAAAUCUCUGGACAAGGCUGCCAAAGUUACCUUGAAUGGGGGAGAUGAAAUUAUCUUUCGUUCACCCGUGAGGCAUGCUUAUAUAUUUGAGCAACUUCAGCAGGAGAAAUCAAGCGCUUCAGCAUUAUCCUCUACUUGCAGUAGCAUCCAGCAGGGGCAACAUUCUCACUUCAAAGAUGUCCAGGAUCAUUUAUCAUCUAAAGGUCGCAAAAUCUCAACCUUUUACUUUGGAAAAGGCCGAUCUUCAUUGAUUCCUAGUGGAUCAUCAACAGACCCAGUUCUACUUAAUUUAUGUAAAACAAUAGAUGAGCGGAGCCAGUUUAACUCUGAAGAUAAUACAUCUUUUGGUCGGUCGCAACUUCUGAAGGAGGAUCUGGUAAACGCAAUGGUUGAUCCGAGUAACAUCUCUGAGUCAUUUGAUAGUUGUCCCUAUUAUCUAAGCGAGCAUAGCAAAUGUGCUCUCAUGUCAUCAGCAUAUGUACAUUUAGAAUGCAAGAACUACUUCAAGUUUACAAAAGAUAUAUCUUCUCUUAGUCAACGAGUGCUGAUAUCUGGCCCAGCAGGAACUGAGAUCUAUCAAGAAUAUCUGGUGAGAGCACUUGCAAAAUAUUUUGGUGCUAGGUUGCUCACGGUGGAUUCUUCCAUGCUGUUUGGUGGGCAGGCUUUCAAGGAAUCAGAGUCAUACAAAAAAGGUGAUAGAGUGAGAUACAUUGGUUCGUUACAGUCAGAAGGCAUUAUUCUUGAUGGACAGAGCCCUCCAGAUUUUGGUUCACAGGGUGAAAUACGUCUUCCUUUUGAAGAAAAUAGAUUAUCGAAGGUUGGUGUAAGGUUUGAUAAACAAAUUCAAGGAGGUAAUGAUCUUGGAGGCAAUUGUGAAGCUGAUCAUGGUUUAUUUUGUCCAGUUGAUUCGUUAUGCCCUGAUAGUCCAGGAUGGGAAGUUAGAUCCAAACAUCCAUUUGACGUGAUAGUUGAGUUUAUCUCUGAAGAAGUUCAGCAUGGCCCUUUAAUCCUUUUUCUGAAGGACACAGAGAAAAUUUGUGGGAAUAAUGACUCCUACCAUGGUCUGAAGAGCAAGCUUAAGCAUUUUCCAGCCGGUGCUUUUAUUAUUGGAUCUCAAAUCCAGCCUGACAAUCGCAAAGAUAAGGCAAAUGCCAGUUCUCUUUUUCUUUCAAAGUUCCCGUACAGCCAGGCUAUACUUGACCUUACAUUACAGGACAUUGAUGCGAUAAAUAAUAAAUGUAAAGAAGCUUCAAAGGCAUUGAAGCAUCUAACCAAACUUUUCCCAAAUAAAGUGACGCUCCAGGCACCACAAGAUGAUAUGGAGCUUUCACGGUGGAACGAGAUGUUAAACCGAGAUAUCGAAGUUCUUAAAGGAAAUGCCAACAUUUCAAAGAUACGCUCUUUUCUAACGAAGAUUGGAUUGGAAUGCGCUGACCUUGAGGCAAUAUUGGUUAAGGAUCGCAUUCUUACAAAUGAGUGUAUUGAUAAAAUAAUUGGUUUUGCUUUGAGCCAUCAACUUAAGAGCUGUACAAUUCCAGACCCUUCAAGUAGUGUGCAGUUUACCCUAUCCAGUGAAAGCCUUAAACAUGGAGUUGACAUGUUGGAAAGUAUUCAAUCAGGAUCGAAGAGUAGCUCUAAAAGGAAAUCUCUCAAGGAUAUUGCUACGGAAAACGAAUUUGAAAAGAGGCUCCUUGCUGAUGUUAUCCCUCCACAUGAAAUUGGUGUUUCCUUUGAGGACAUCGGAGCUUUGGAGAGUGUCAAGGAUACUCUGAAGGAGUUAGUGAUGCUUCCACUGCAAAGACCUGAACUUUUCAACCGAGGACAACUUAUGAAGCCAUGUAAAGGAAUUUUGCUUUUCGGCCCUCCUGGUACGGGAAAGACAAUGCUUGCUAAGGCUGUGGCAACUGAGGCUGGUGCUAACUUCAUAAACAUAUCGAUGUCGAGUAUUUCUUCAAAGUGGCUUGGUGAAGGAGAAAAAUUCGUGAAAGCUGUGUUUUCAUUAGCAAGUAAAAUUGCUCCAAGUGUGAUUUUUGUGGACGAGGUUGAUGGCAUGUUGGGAAGGCGUGAGAACCCUGGAGAGCAUGAAGCAAUGCGUAAGAUGAAAAAUGAGUUUAUGGUGAACUGGGAUGGUCUAAGAACAAAGGAGAAAGAACGUGUAUUAGUACUUGCUGCAACUAACCGGCCAUUUGAUCUUGAUGAGGCGGUUGUUAGGAGGCUUCCCAGGAGGUUGAUGGUGAAUUUGCCAGAUGCAUCAAAUAGGAGAAAAAUCCUUAGCGUAAUACUAGCCAAGGAAGAUUUGGCAGAUGAUGUUGACCUUGAAGUUAUAGCUAACUUGACAGAAGGGUACUCGGGUAGUGAUCUCAAGAAUCUGUGUGUUACUGCUGCUCAUCGUCCUAUUAGAGAGAUUCUUGAAAAGGAGAAGAAGGAGAGAGCAGCAGCAGAAGCAGCAAAUAGACUGUUGCCUCCAUCACACUCGAGCAAUGAUGUGCGCGCAUUAAGAAUAAGUGAUUUCAUGCAUGCGCAUGAACAGGUCUGCGCAAGUGUUUCCUCAGAUUCCAUUAACAUGAACGAGCUUGUGCAAUGGAAUGAUCUCUAUGGGGACGGGGGAUCAAGGAAAAAGACAACACUAAGCUAUUUUAUGUAGCUGAUGUUGCGCAUAUAUCAUGAGCCAUGGUGCGAAGCGCAAAGGUUGGAGGCUAAAUGUCGUGCAGGUUCAGCGCAGUUCGAAAACAGGCGUUAGAGACAUCCAUAUCCAGAUAAUAGAGUCGAUGGUUCAGGUGGAGCACAGUGGCGAAUGUACAUAUCUGGUUGCUGCUUUCACACUGGCCAUGCAUCAUGGAUUUAGACAGACCAGCUGGUCUGGUUCGUAGUAGCCCUGCUGCAGUUUUGACUGCAGCACAUCUCCAUCAGAAAAAAAGAAUUAAAAAUAGAUCGCAUUUGUUGUACUCACCCAAAAAGCCUGGAGAUGACCAAGGGUCUCGCUUGGCCCACCAUUUUCCGCCAUUAAAAAAAAUCAUUAUUUAGAUUGUAAGGUAUAGAGCCUGUCCAAGUGUACAGUAUGAGCAUCAGGCCUAUUAACUUAUGCGGUCAGUGUCUGAUUCAAUUUGUUAAUCAUAAUUACUGUAGAAUCGUUCUGUAUAUGGAUUUAGUAUCACCUUUUUGAGUAUAAGAGUGCUGUCGACUAUCAAAGGCACUCUUAAUCUACAUAGUAAAAUCGUUACUCCAGGUAGCAUGGGGAACAUGAA
Panicum virgatum (switchgrass) is the source of this 4048-nucleotide messenger RNA. RefSeq lists its product as uncharacterized. The record is from RefSeq and is a predicted model, not a curated record. Gene Ontology annotation, molecular function: protein binding; ATP binding; ATP hydrolysis activity. The transcript has 28 exons. NCBI's taxonomy places the organism in Eukaryota, Viridiplantae, Streptophyta, Magnoliopsida, Poales, Poaceae. Bases 118 to 3447 code for a protein of 1109 amino acids. Gene Ontology annotation, cellular component: mitochondrial outer membrane.